UCCUGCACCACUGAAGCCAGUGGAAAUAGGGCCCUAGGGGCUGUUUGGAAAGCAACUUCAGUGGAAACUAUGCUGAUUUACACCAGUGGAGGAUUGGGCCCCACAGUCCGAGGUGUCACUCGGAUAGGCAGAGCCAGAUACUGACUUGGGAUCUCUAUCUAUUUAUGAGCUUUGUGAAACUCCCGCCCUGAAGAGGAAGUUAACUACAGCAAAAAGCAAAUGUGGAAGGGGGGUGGGGGCACAAAUCUGUUGCAGGAGAUUUUGUCUGCUGGCUGCCAGAACAGCAGCUGUCAGCCUGAUCAAAAGAAGGCAGAGCAUUUUCACAGCAGACUGUCUGCCAAGAUGAUUGGAAAAAAUGCUUUUAAAAAAUCCCUGCUGUUAAAUGAGUAUUCCUAUGUGAAAUUAAACUCAAAUGACCAAAAAGGCAUCAAAGCGGUCCAGUUCCUACUGGUGAUUUCAAUAGUUGGGUUUGUUGUUCUGAUGGCUAUUUACAUCAUAAAACCAGUCAACAUAGAUUUUCCAGAGGACAAAGAAACCAUUAUCAGCAGUUACCAGCAGAUGGAGGAGCAAGGACUCUUUGGUGAUAUCUUGGAAGACAAGAUGAUUAAUGAAGACAAUGUCAAUAGAUGUAAUGAUUCAUGCAAUUUUGAACUUGUGGAAAGUAUUCCUUAUGACAUGCCUUAUGAGACAAAUAGCACCACUGUGAAACCCUUGUACCAAGCAUGGAUGGGUCUUCUCAACAUGGCACAGGAAAGAAUUCAUGUGGCUUCUUACUACUGGUCUCUCACAGGAGAAGAUAUAAAUGUAAACGACUCAUCUUCUGAAGAGGGUGAAGAUAUUCUGAAGAAGUUCGAAAGUUUACUUAUGGAGAAUGUCUCAGUGUAUAUUGCAACAAGCCUGCCAACUUUAGCUGUCAAUUCAACUGAUCUUAAGGUUUUGAAGAAAAAAGGGGCUCAUGUAAGAAGGGUCAAUUUUGGACAUUUGACAAAAGGUGUGCUGCAUUCCAAAUUCUGGAUUGUAGACAUGAAACACAUGUAUAUUGGCAGUGCAAAUAUGGACUGGAGGUCAUUUUCUCAGGUGAAAGAAGUUGGUGCCGUGAUAUACAACUGCAGCUGCUUAGCCAAUGAUCUAUGGAAAACGUUCAGAACAUACUGGGAUCUUGGGCACGCUAAUGCCACCGUUCCCUCUCCAUGGCCGAGCAAUUAUUCCACUAAAAUUAACAAGUAUAGGCCUCUGGACGUGCAGUUUAAUGGAACCUUGACAACAGCCUAUUUUUCUGCCUCUCCUCCUGUGUUUUGCCCAAAGGGUCGUACUCACGACCUCAUUUCUAUUAUUGAUGUUAUAAAUGAUGCAGAAGAAUAUGUGUAUAUCUCAGUCAUGGAGUAUUUUCCUACAACCCGCUUCAGACACCCAGCAAAAUACUGGCCAGACAUUGACAAUGCUCUGAGACGUGUGGCAUUCAACCACAAUGUACAAAUCAGGCUUUUGAUCAGCUGCUGGCUUCACACUGACCCAUCCAUGUUCCAUUACUUGCAGUCACUUCAUGCUCUCAAUGAUCCACAUACCAACAUCACCAUCGAUGUGAAAAUCUUCAUUGUUCCAGUUCUGAAUCACACAAACAUCCCUUUCGGGAGAGUGAACCACAACAAAUAUAUGGUCACUGAUAAAGUGGCGUAUAUUGGGACUUCCAAUUGGUCAAAAGAUUACUUUAGUAAUACAGCUGGAGUUGGGCUGAUUGUCAACCAGACUUCAACAGAUCCUCAAAGAAAGAAGCCGGUUAUACAGGAACAAUUAAAAAAUCUUUUUGAACGAGACUGGAAUUCCAAAUAUUCAGUAAAUAUGGAAGAUCUACAUGGGCAGAAAGACUGUGCCUGGGAAGAGGGAUUAAGUUACUUAUAAACUUAUCAACAUUUUUCUUUCUGUUUGAAAUGUAACAUACACGAACUACAUAGUUUAUUUUUUAUUAUUUGUCAAAGAAAUCAUUUUCUACUGGUAUGGCCCACUACUUAAUGUUCUUGGAGCAUAGUUCAAUAUACCUGUAUAAUCAAAUAAUUUUUGGCAGGUAAUAUGUGAAAUAUUUGUAUAUUUGUCUGGGACAGCAUUAGGCAUGGGCCACAUAAGCAACAACCCAGGGCACAAUAAGGACCAGAUUUAAUCACCUAAAGAUGCAGAUUCAUAGAUUACAAGGUCAGAAGGGACCAUUGUGAUCAUCGAGUCUGACCUCCUGUAUCACACAAGCCAUAGAGCUUCCCCAGAAUAAUUUCUAGAGUAGA
This is a messenger RNA of Trachemys scripta elegans, 2273 nucleotides long. RefSeq names its product phospholipase D family member 4 (gene PLD4). Gene Ontology annotation, molecular function: catalytic activity. Lineage: Eukaryota; Metazoa; Chordata; Testudines; Emydidae. The transcript is spliced from 11 exons. The record is from RefSeq and is a predicted model, not a curated record. The coding region runs from base 220 to 1899 and encodes 559 amino acids. Gene Ontology annotation, cellular component: trans-Golgi network membrane; phagocytic vesicle; endoplasmic reticulum. Gene Ontology annotation, biological process: hematopoietic progenitor cell differentiation; phagocytosis.